Molecule: messenger RNA, 2183 nt
Organism: Pseudogymnoascus verrucosus
Lineage: Eukaryota; Fungi; Ascomycota; Leotiomycetes; Thelebolales; Thelebolaceae
Exons: 4
Coding region: 122-2053 (643 amino acids)
Biological process (GO): Golgi to vacuole transport; Golgi to endosome transport; protein transport to vacuole involved in ubiquitin-dependent protein catabolic process via the multivesicular body sorting pathway
Cellular component (GO): trans-Golgi network
Molecular function (GO): ubiquitin binding; phosphatidylinositol binding
Source: RefSeq, a predicted model, not a curated record
GUGGAGUAUCGACAUCACCACACCACAUCAUAGCUCCAGCUUCCUUCUAUUGCCCAAUUUCUUUGCAUGCCCUCUCCCCGAACUAGCUCACACCGGGCUUCAUAACCACCCAAACCCGCCCAUGGAAGCUGCCUCAGCGCGUAUGGCUGCGCGCGACCGCUUCUCACAAGCCGGCGACUCGGGUCCCACCCCGCUCCAGCGCUUCAUCCAGCAAGCCUGCUCGCCCGAGUACUUUGAGCCGAACCUGUCGCUCAAUCUCGAGAUCGCGGACCUCAUAAACUCCAAGAAGGGUAAUGCGCCGCGCGAGGCCGCCGUUGCGAUCGUCAACUAUAUCAACCACCGGAACCCCAACGUGGCCUUGCUGGCGCUCAGCCUCCUCGACAUCUGCGUGAAGAACUGCGGAUACCCGUUCCAGCUGCAGGUCGGCACGAAGGAAUUUCUCAAUGAGCUUGUUAGGAGGUUCCCGGAGAGGCCGCCGGUGAGGGCCACGAGGGUCCAGUUGAGGAUUUUGGAGGCGAUUGAGGAGUGGAAGAGCACUAUUUGCCAGACAAGUCGGUAUAAAGAGGACUUGGGGUUCAUACGGGAUAUGCAUAGGCUGCUCAGUUAUAAGGGCUAUACGUUUCCGCAGGUUAGGAGGGAGGAUGCCGCCGUAUUGAAUCCGAGUGAUAACCUCAAGUCGGCAGAGGAGAUGGAGGAGGAAGAGAGGUCUGCGCAAUCGGCAAAGCUGCAGGAGCUGAUCCGGAGAAGUGGGCCGGAAGAUUUGCAGGAGGCGAAUCGGUUGAUGAAGAUAAUGGCUGGAUAUGAUACCCGAUCGAAAACUGAUUAUAGAGCGAAGGCAGCUGAGGAGGUGGGCAAAAUUCAACAAAAGGCGAGGCUGCUAGAGGAGCGGCUUGAGGCUUUCCAACCCGGAGAGACAAUGACCGAAGGUGAUGUGUACGAGGAGCUUGCCGCAUCACUGCAAAGUGCCCACCCCAAAAUACAGAAGAUGUGCGAGGAAGAGUCGGAUGACCAUGAAGCCGUGGCGAAACUCUUCGAGAUCAAUGAUAGCAUAAAUCGCACGGUCGAGCGGUAUAAGCUAAUGAAGAAGGGCGAUAUUGAGGCGGCAUCGAAAAUCGCUAAAGGGACUCUGGGAACAACUACUGGGGUGGCAAAAAACGCUGCGAAUGAGCUCUCAUUAAUCGACUUUGAUGCCGAUGGAGAGGGUGUGGGGGAAGCUUCUUCAAGUGCGCCACCGUCAAAGCCAGGUGGACUCGAAGACGACCUUCUUGGGUUAUCAAUGGGUGAAAGUACUAUUAGCGACGCUCCCUUUGGACAGUCUGGUGCAAUUGGACUUGGUUUUGGUGCAAACACAAACAUCCCUGGGCCAUCAUUGAUAUCCUCAACCACGCAAAACAACAGUGCGCGAGCUCCGACUCCUGCGGCGUCAACACCAUCCCCAGCAUUGACACAGCCAAAUUAUGCCGGAUUCCAGCCGCCUGCACACCAACGACCCUCUGAUCCAUUUGCAGCUCUGACUCAACCACUCAGACAGUCAACGCCACAACUUACUUCCAAUACUCCUUCCAUGUUUGACUUCCGUUCCAAUACAUCUACUCCAAAUCCAAGCGCCACAAAUCCGCCAGUGUCCACAGAUGAUGAUGAAUGGGAGUUUGAAUCUGCACUACCAAAAAACAAUGGGUUGCCAUCGUCGAAUGUGAUCACUUUGACCGACUCUGUUAUAAAUAUCACAGCUGAAGCAAGUCGUAAAUCGAAUUCAGAUACGGCUAUCACGAUAUCUCUGAAGUAUUCCAACAAGACCCCCAUGCCAGUCUCAGAUCUCGAACUCAAAGUAGCAGUGCCGAAGAAAUUGCAGGGAAUUUCACUCAAAUGGGAAACUCUGACAGGGACAACUCUGCAGCCACUUCAGAAAGACGGAAUCUCACAAGUGGUACAUCUCAAUGGCGUAGCACUUGGACAAGGAAACAAUGUUAAACUGCGGUGGCAGCUAUUGUACAAGCUUGGUGGCGACUCUAAGCAAGAACAGGGCGAGAUACCAACUCUUGGUGUUGCCUAAAAAGCUGAUAUUAUAGUAGGGGUAGGGAAAGCGUUUUAGACUUGAAUCUAUGUAGCGGCAUUGCCAGCGUCUUGAUUUUCAAGAACAUAACCAUGUCCCAACUGCAGUUUGUGAGGUGUCCAUAUGUACC